This is a messenger RNA of Cygnus olor (mute swan), 2798 nucleotides long. It is a transcript of the gene RND3, whose product is annotated as Rho family GTPase 3. The coding region runs from base 197 to 931 and encodes 244 amino acids. Lineage: Eukaryota; Metazoa; Chordata; Aves; Anseriformes; Anatidae. The transcript is spliced from 5 exons. The record is from RefSeq and is a predicted model, not a curated record. Gene Ontology annotation, molecular function: GTPase activity; GTP binding. Gene Ontology annotation, biological process: small GTPase-mediated signal transduction.
AAAGCAGUCUGCGCGGGACCGGCGGGCGGGCGGCGGGGCGCCCGCGGCUCUGCCAACUCCACCUGGGCUUCCUCGGGCUACUUUUAUUUUUUUUUUUUUUUCAUUAUUUUUGGGGGUGGGCGGGGGGUGAGGAGAGGCAGCCGGGUGUGGUUUUCCUUUUUCGUCGUGGCCGGCCGAGGGGACUAAGCGGAGAUCAAUGAAGGAAAGAAGAGCGAGCCAGAAGUUAUCGAGCAAGGCGGUGAUGGAUCCCAACCAGAACGUCAAGUGCAAGAUCGUGGUGGUGGGAGACAGCCAGUGCGGCAAGACCGCGCUGCUCCACGUCUUCGCCAAGGACUGCUUCCCCGAGAGCUACGUGCCCACCGUCUUCGAGAACUACACGGCCAGCUUCGAGAUCGACACGCAGCGCAUCGAGCUCAGCCUCUGGGACACCUCCGGCUCUCCUUAUUAUGACAAUGUCCGUCCGCUUUCUUAUCCUGACUCUGAUGCCGUCUUGAUCUGCUUUGACAUUAGUCGGCCAGAAACUCUUGACAGUGUGCUAAAAAAGUGGAAAGGUGAAAUCCAGGAGUUUUGUCCAAACACCAAAAUGCUUCUGGUUGGUUGCAAGUCGGAUCUGCGCACGGAUGUAAGCACACUAGUAGAACUUUCCAAUCACAGGCAGACACCCGUGUCCUAUGACCAGGGUGCAAAUAUGGCCAAACAGAUUGGAGCAGCUACGUAUAUUGAAUGCUCAGCCUUACAGUCAGAAAACAGUGUCAGAGACAUUUUUCAUGUUGCCACCUUGGCGUGUGUGAAUAAAACAAAUAAAAAUGUUAAACGAAACAAAUCGCAGAGGGCAACAAAGCGAAUUUCACACAUGCCUGGCAGGCCAGAACUUUCUACAGUCGCUACAGACUUGCGAAAGGACAAAGCAAAGAGUUGCACGGUGAUGUGAAGGACCUCGGUUUCGUUGGGCAGGAGGAAGAGAGUGUUCGGGAGAGGUGGAGGCUCGAUGAAGUAUACAGCCACGUGGUAUUUAAUGGGUGCUUAUGCCAGUGCUUUAAAGGAGACUCUUCACCUAUUGUGUGAGACUGUACUUAGGAACUGAGCGUGUAGACCAAGCAGGGAGAAGAAAUAGCUCUAAAUGAGGUGGCAUCAGGAAAUGAUACAUGGAAGAAAAUGCCAAAAAAAAAAAAAGAACAUGUGAAUGUGCUGAGAGGGUGAAUGGAGAAAAAAACACUGAGAAGAAGAGAGAUGUCAUUGACAGUGCUUGUUUCUUUUAUUGAUGCUCUGCUCCUGGAUGCUACCACUUUGAUUUCUUUAAAAUAAUACUUUAAUGUUUUUUUAAAGAUGACAUUAUUAAUAUGCCCUCUUUAAGGAACUGUCCCUGUGACCUUGUAGUUGGUUUUCCAAAGGAUAUGAUCUAAUUUUUCAGUAGCUCGUCGUUGAGAUGGAGAGUAUACCAAGGCCUAUACGUCACCUAGAGGAAAACACUGUACGUGAGAAGUUUGGAGUUUUGCCUUCCUGAGAUGGCAACGCAAGCUAAAUUUUAUCACUUUGGUCAUGAAGAUGACUGUUUGAGGUUUCCCAGUAUUUUAGGUGCCCGGCUGCAGCAGAAUUAAAUGGAUCGCAUCGGGGCGUGGGGGCAAACUGCCUGCCUGUUACAGGACUCUGACUUUCCAUUCCUCUUUGUGAUUGUAAUUUAAAGUGGAAAUGAUCUCAAGUUCUGGUGUACUGUAUGGGUAUUUCACUGUAGGUUCAGCUAUAAAAUCAACUGAAAGGUGCUAAGAGCUAUGAUGACAAACGAUCCUUAGUUUAAAAAAAAAUAAUAGUUCGUUCAGCCUUACUGCCCAUCUGCGGAAGCCAUGGGACUCCUCUGCUCCUAGUUAGGAGUUCAAGAGCCCGGUGGUUCCCAAGAUCUAGCCCUCUGUAAAUGCUAUGGAGAAGUGCUACUCCGUGAUAUGGUUCUCUGCAACUAUGUUUGUAAAAACCCAAGAAUCUGCAAAUGAGCCAGCAGAGCCAGAUUAUCUUCUGUUAGACACUCGCAUACAGUUACUUGGGGCAGCCGUGUCUCACGGCAGACUUCAUUUGCUUGUGGUGAGUGCUGUGAGGAAAUGGAGUCUGAAGAACUGUGAUGCCUUAAGGGGUCCCCAGUGGAAACUGGAUACUAUGUUUAGUCUUUAGGACUAAUAUAUACAUAUCCAGACAGCAAUCAUUAACCAUUACAUCAGUGAACUGGUUAAGUUCUUUUUUUGCUUGCUGAUUACUAUCGUUACGUUAAAUAUAUCGGCCUUUAAAAUUGUUCGCAACUGUUUACUGACCGACUUAACUUCAUAGCUUCUCUCGAAAGGAAGAUACUGUAAGCUCUAACCAGUGUGGCUAUAGCUUGUUGAGAACAAGCAUUUUGUUUCCAAGGAUGAUGCUUCAUUUUUGAAGUGUUAAAGCUGUGUUCACUUCUGCAAAGGGUAAAGGAUUACCAUAAUUAAAACUCAACUGUGUGUGUUCCUGGCACUUUUUUUCAUCUGAUAAAAGAAGAAAAAAAUCCAUUCCAAUUAUUUCCCACACAAAAUGACAUUCUUACCACCAUAAUAAGCUUUUGACUGAUGCAACAGUGCGCUUAGGGCAGUAUUACAAAAUAGCUGGUAAGUGCUUUCUGUAUUUAAAUAUUGUGGAAAAAAAUAAGUUAUAACUGUUAUAAAACAGGACAUUCAUUACUUUUUUAAUUGGUGAAGUCACUUUGUAUGUUUGGUUAAUGUUUCUGCAGUAUUUAUUAAAUUACCAUUCUUUUCUUUGAAUUAAAAACAAGUAAUUGACUUGUAGCA